Molecule: messenger RNA, 3765 nt
Organism: Xiphias gladius (swordfish)
Lineage: Eukaryota; Metazoa; Chordata; Actinopteri; Istiophoriformes; Xiphiidae
Product: RNA-binding protein MEX3B-like
Exons: 5
Coding region: 209-2305 (698 amino acids)
Molecular function (GO): RNA binding
Source: RefSeq, a predicted model, not a curated record
AUAAAACCGGCUAAAGUCUCGCGUGAAAAAGCAAUGCGAGAUCACAGUAUAGGGAGGGCUACAUGGGGAGCUGGAAAGGCAAAACAAAAGCCACACAUUUAAACCAAGAGGCGCUGGUCGCUUUUUAUUUUUUUGUAAACCAAAACAAAUUUGAUUCGUUAUUACCAUCGAUUUCUGUUUAACGGCAAUAUUAUAAAACUUCUGCAUCAUGCCCAGUAGCACGUCUUUGCUGGAGGCCGACGAGGGAGAGUCCGAGGUCCCACCGCCGCUAGUGCACGCUUUCGCCGGUAUGGGCCUUGAAGAGCACCAAGGCACCCAGAGCCAGACCCCCGAACAAGGAGAUGAAUGCCUCUCCUUCCACCACCACCACCACCACCACCACCACCUCCACCAGCUCCCCCCGGUUUCUCACUUCAGCCUCCUUGGUACGGUGCUAGACUUGAAGCCCCUGCCUCUGCAUCGGCCGCCCUCUGGCGAUGAAGUCAACACAACGUUGCCGCUCGAGGACGAAGAGCCGGAGGUUGGAGCUGCCGUCGACUCCUCGGUUUGCACCGGUGGCUCGUUGCUAGCGCAGGCCCACCGCCACCAACACCUCCCGUCGGGGCCUGGUGGCUCCGUGAUGCCGUCCCGCAUGGAGCAGCCGCACGUCGAGACGGUUUUGUUGUACAACGGAGACGAGCAGGAUGAUACCGGGGUCAGCGGCAGCGCCCUACCCCCGGCUAGCAGCAUGGCGAUGCUGCCGUCCGGCGUGUACGCGGAGUCGAGCUACGAGGCCGAACCUUCACUCUUAACUCGGCGAAAGAGCGUAAACACGACCGAGUGUGUGGCCGUGCCGAGCUCCGAGCACGUAGCGGAGAUUGUGGGCAGGCAGGGAUGUAAGAUUAAGGCUCUUCGAGCCAAGACCAACACCUACAUCAAGACACCAGUGAGAGGCGAGCAGCCUGUCUUUGUUGUGACAGGGCGCAAAGAAGAUGUGGCCAUGGCUAAGAGGGAGAUCCUAUCUGCAGCUGAGCACUUCUCCCUCAUCAGAGCCUCUCGAAACAAGACAGGCCCUCUGUCUGCUGUUACCGGUCCAGGGACCCCCAUUCUACCUGGACAGACGACCAUUCAGGUGCGGGUACCGUAUCGUGUUGUUGGGCUGGUUGUGGGUCCCAAAGGGGCAACCAUCAAACGGAUUCAGCAACAGACCCACACCUACAUCGUGACGCCGAGUCGAGACAAAGAGCCUGUGUUUGAGGUCACUGGGAUGCCAGAGAACGUGGAUCGGGCGAGGGAAGAGAUAGAGGCACACAUUGCCCUCCGCACUGGAACGUGUGGGGGUAUCGAGGCUCCAGGUGUCGACAACAAUGACUUUCAAUUCAAUGGGACAGACGUCAGCUUUGAGAGUUCUGCAACACCAGUUGGGUUGGGGGAGGCUGGCUGGCUUCAUGCAGCUGCAUCAUCACCGGGUCGUGGUGGUGGCAUGCUGCCAAUGAGCAUCAACGGUACUCAGCGAAUCAAUAGCAAUAUUAACAGUGGUGUCAGGAUGUCUUCCAACUACUGCAACGACAGCUCCAGUUCCCUGGGCAGUGGCUCCAGCUCAGCUGAUUCUUUCUACGGCAGCGGGAAUGGUAACCGAAUGGCAGAUUUCAACCCAACCUCUCCGUUUAAUGCCAAUGCCAACAACAACAAUAACAGUAAUGCUGGCAGUACAACUUUAUGGUUUGGCGAGAGCCUUCUUCCUGUGGGGUCUGAGGAGCUGGUCAGCCUGGGGGGUGGAGGCUCCUCCUCAGGAUUUGACCCGUUAACCAUCUCCACUGCCCAAGCCUCGCACCCUGCUGCACAGCCACACAUCUGGAGCUCCUUUGUUGACCACCAACCCCACCAGGCCUUCGAUGUUCUUCAGUCUCAGACCAGUCAGCCUGGGACACCCCGGCUCUCUCCAACCUUCUCUGGGACAGAAGCCUUGGAGCACCCUCAGGCCCAGCGUGUUCUCCGAGGGCCUUUUGGCUCGGCUGGCACCCUUGAUGCCCACAGAUUGCCCUCUUACAGCUCGGCCUUCUCCUCUUCCGGCGAAAGCACUGCCUCUUCCUCUUCCCCUCCUGAAUUCUCUCUCUCCUAUCGACCGGGGCUCGGAUCAGCAGCAGGGAGAGGACAGGAGAUAUGUAUCCACUGUAUGGAUAACCAGGUGAUCGCUGCCUUGGUUCCCUGCGGCCAUAACCUCUUCUGUCUAGAUUGUGCAACCCAGAUAUGCCAGGGUCCAGAAGCUGUGUGCCCUGUGUGCCUGUCCCCGGUCACACAGGCCAUUCAGCUCCGCAACAUGUGAUUUCUAAUCCAUUUACCUUGAUGGCUGAUGAGGGAUCAGCGUCCCCGACACUUCCAACUCACAAUAUGUGUGGGGAAAUUACAAAACUGAACCCGAAUCAGUGUCUAGGUGUGCCCUCAACCCGGUUUUGUCCAAGCUGGUGUUGACAAAGGUGAGGAAAAAUAGGUGAAUAAGGAAUGAUCUGUAUUUAGGGCAUGGGUUAGGGUCUUCAGCCCGUUCAUGUGCCUGCUAUUGUGAAGUCUUCUUCCUUGAUUGAUUGAUUGAUUUUUGAUUGAUCAAUGGGAGGGUCUGAAGCCCUCUAUGUAGCAUCGGGUGGGGUGGGAUAUAUAUAUUUUCUCAUCAUGACUUUUGAUUUAAAUUUUCUUCUCCCUGAAACUUCUAGUUAUCAGUUUCUGUCUACCUAUAUUUUAUUAUUAUUUUUUUAAAUGUUCUUUGAACUCUAUUAGAACUCUAUUAGAUGCAUAAUGUUGGCUUUUUGGUCAGAGUUUUUCUCGUCUACAUCUCAAAAGUUUUUUAAAACUUUUGCUGCUACAGUUGUUUUUAUGUGCUGAAAUAUGGCCCAGCCCCUUUGCCUCUCAAUUAUUGUGCUCAUGGUAGGAAACUGAGGAAAAAAGAAGAGGUGAGCAUGUUUACAUAUAGUGAGUCCCACAUAUUGAUAUGUAUAGAUUAACAGAGUGCUCCUUGUUACCACAGCAUUUGAAUUCCUACCACAGUAUACUGGAUAUGUACACAUGCUACAUUAUCCUGGCAAAUGCCACUGUCCCCGAUACUUUGCAUAAUUAUUAUCAGGCUAGUAAAGUGUAUCUGUACUACUUCAAACAGGAUGAUGUUUACAAGCUCAAGAUCAUAAAUCAGAAUUUUUGAUUAUCGCUGAUAUUAGCAGCAUAUUGAUACACAUACAAACACACCCAGAGAGGGUUUUUAAAUCGAGUGGGUCAAACCCACACCUGCAAAGUUGUCACUCCUCAGUGGCAACCUUCUGUUGCCACUAGUUUUUUUUUUUUGUUUUUUUUUUCUUCCCCCAGACUGGAACCAACAGGUGGGUAACUCCUUUUUGUAGAGUACCAGGAUGUUGCACCCACUUCAGUAUUGCCACGUUGCUUUCAAUUUCUAUUUAAAAAAAGAGAAAAAAAAAAAAAAAAAAAAAAAAGGAAAAACAAACUGUUUACGGUAAACUUGUGCCUAAUUCUGUUCUGAGUAAACAAAAAGAAACAACUGGUUCAGCGGACACACAGUGUUGCUCUGUCUUAAAACAAACUUGUGGCCUUUUUGGAAAGCCUCUAAUUAACCGACAACACUAUCUACAAAUCCAGAUCUUGGCUUGAAACAACACAAGCUGAAAGACUAAAGUCUUAAUGUAUUUGUUUAGGUUCAAUCUCUUAAAUGCAUCUUGGUGGAACAAAUAUUAACACGGGGAUGUUUUCUUUUGCUUCUUAUUUUGUUGAGCCUUUCACAAGUAU